Messenger RNA from Exophiala mesophila, 2711 nucleotides. RefSeq names its product glutamine-fructose-6-phosphate transaminase (isomerizing). Gene Ontology annotation, biological process: UDP-N-acetylglucosamine metabolic process; protein N-linked glycosylation; fructose 6-phosphate metabolic process. The coding region runs from base 383 to 2488 and encodes 701 amino acids. Gene Ontology annotation, molecular function: L-glutamine:D-fructose-6-phosphate transaminase (isomerizing) activity; carbohydrate derivative binding. NCBI's taxonomy places the organism in Eukaryota, Fungi, Ascomycota, Eurotiomycetes, Chaetothyriales, Herpotrichiellaceae. The record is from RefSeq and is a predicted model, not a curated record. The transcript has 5 exons.
CUUACUCUCAUAACAGCGCCAUCAUCUCGUCGUCCUCGUCAGCAUCUGCAACUGUUGCCAUUAUUUCUCGUAUUAUAUCCCUUGGCCUUGAGUCCUUCUAUCAUCUCGACCCGCCUCUUGCAGCUGGCCACUCUUUACACACCUCCUCUCACCUCGCUUCGGACCCGUCAUCUGUGUGCGGCUGACCCGUCCCCUUGUUUACCAUUCCCUGAACGGUGCUCCUUCUUUGUUUCUACCGCCAGAUUCAUCCCAUUCCUCGUUCAGCCACUCCUAACUCUUGACUUUCAAAAGUCUUCCUCCUCUCACCUACCACUUUCCUUUGCCACAGUCCCAGCCUGCGGUCAUAUCCACCACACUCGAAGAAUAGUCGUAGAGCUCCACGAUGUGUGGCAUCUUCGGUUACAUCAAUUAUCUGGUCGAAAAGGAUCGUCAAUACAUCCUCGACACAUUGCUCAAUGGCCUUACCCGGCUAGAAUAUAGAGGGUAUGACUCGGCCGGUCUCGCUAUUGACGGUGACAAGAGAAAUGAAGUCUUUGCGUUCAAAGAGGUGGGCAAGGUGGCCAAACUCCGUGAGCUGAUUGCAGCCUCCGGUGUCGACUCAACAAAGGUCUUUGACUCUCAUGCUGGUAUUGCCCACACCCGGUGGGCCACCCAUGGUCAACCAUCCAGAGUCAACUGCCAUCCUCACAGAUCUGACCCCAAGUGGGAGUUCGCGGUCGUUCACAACGGAAUCAUUACAAACUACAAGGAGUUGAAAGCCCUUCUCGAAGGCAAAGGUUUCAAAUUCGAGACGGAUACAGAUACCGAGUGCAUUGCCAAACUAGCCAAAUUCCUCUACGACGCCCAUCCAGACAUCGAUUUCACCACCCUCGCCAAGGCGGUCAUCAAAGAGCUCCAAGGCGCCUUCGGUCUCUUGAUGAAGUCAGUCCACUACCCUCACGAAGUCGUUGCUGCUCGUAAGGGUUCCCCCUUGGUGGUUGGUGUCAAGACCGCCAAAAAGAUGAAGGUUGACUUUGUCGACGUCGAAUAUUCCGAGGAUGGCGGUGCUUUGUCCGCCGAAAGAGCCAAUCACAAUGUCGCAGUCAAGAAGUCCGCAGCUGGCCUCCUUCGGCCUGGUGGUCUCCUGGCCCCUCCUGACAAGUCUCUUCUCCACAGAUCGCAGUCUCGAGCCUUCCUUUCUGAUGAUGGAAUGCCUCAGCCAGCGGAAUUCUUCCUCUCUUCUGACGCAUCAGCCCUGAUUGAGCACACCAAGAAAGUCCUAUACCUCGAAGAUGAUGAUAUUGCCCAUAUCCACGAGGGUCAGCUCAACAUCCACCGUCUGACCAAGGAUGACGGCACUAGCAAUGUUCGCGCCAUUCAGACCAUUGAGCUCGAGCUUCAAGAAAUCAUGAAGGGCAAGUUUGACCACUUCAUGCAAAAGGAGAUCUUUGAGCAGCCCGAGUCAGUGGUCAACACAAUGCGUGGUCGCCUGGACGUUGCCAACAAGACCGUUACUCUUGGUGGACUGAGACAGUAUAUUAGCACCAUUCGACGCUGUCGACGAGUCAUCUUUAUCGCCUGUGGAACAAGUUACCAUUCUUGCAUGGCGGUCCGAGGCGUGUUUGAAGAACUCACAGAGAUUCCCAUUGCUGUAGAACUGGCAUCCGACUUCCUCGACCGACAAGCACCAGUGUUCCGCGACGACACCUGUGUGUUUGUGUCGCAGUCUGGAGAAACAGCCGAUUCUCUCAAUGCCCUGCGGUACUGCUUAGAGCGCGGCGCACUGACCGUUGGUAUUGUCAACGUGGUCGGUUCAUCAAUCUCGAUGCUGACCCACUGCGGCGUCCACAUCAACGCUGGACCCGAAAUCGGUGUUGCUUCGACCAAGGCGUACACCUCUCAAUUUGUUGCCAUGGUCAUGUUUGCGCUAUCUCUUAGCGAGGAUCGAGCAUCCAAGACCCAGCGUCGACAUGAGAUCAUCGAGGGAUUGGGCAAGGUUAGCGACCAGUUCCGGGAGAUCCUCAAGCUCAACGACAAAAUCAAGGAAAUGUGUGCCAAAUUCCUCCAGAAUCAAAAGUCGUUGUUGUUGCUUGGACGUGGAAGCCAGUACUCGACUGCACUUGAGGGUGCAUUGAAAAUCAAGGAAAUUUCCUACUUGCAUUGCGAGGCUGUCAUGUCGGGAGAAUUGAAACACGGUGUCUUGGCACUUGUCGACGAGAACCUACCCAUUAUCAUGAUCUUGACAAGAGACGACAUCUUUGCGAAGUCAUUGAACGCAUAUCAACAAGUGAUUGCUCGCAGUGGUCGACCAAUUGUUAUUUGCAACGAGAACGACCCCGAGUUCCCACCUGACAAGACGGAGCGCAUUGAGGUACCAAAGACCGUGGACGCUUUGCAAGGCCUUCUCAACGUCAUUCCCCUACAGUUGAUCGCGUACUGGCUGGCGGUCGCUGAAGGAUUGAAUGUUGACUUCCCUCGCAAUUUGGCCAAAUCCGUCACGGUCGAGUAGAUAACUUGUGGGCUCAACGCGCGUAAUGUUAGACGAGGAAGGGAAUAGCAUGUAUGAUAGAGUGAAAUGAAGGAAGCAUUAGGCGUAGGCUACAUCCAUUAUAGCAAAGGUCGUGUAUCUUUUCGGGGCCACAAGACUGGUUUGACUAAAGGCUGCACGGCGCAGAUUCUCAGAUCUCAAUAUCACGAUCCAAAAAAUACUAUACUUUGAAAAUUGGCUUGGC